This is a messenger RNA of Ipomoea triloba (trilobed morning glory), 1353 nucleotides long. Its product is annotated as F-box protein At5g49610-like. Gene Ontology annotation, molecular function: protein binding. The transcript has 3 exons. Bases 1 to 1353 code for a protein of 450 amino acids. Lineage: Eukaryota; Viridiplantae; Streptophyta; Magnoliopsida; Solanales; Convolvulaceae. The record is from RefSeq and is a predicted model, not a curated record.
AUGGAAUUCUCAGAUCCUCCCUCCGAUUUGUUAGUUGAAAUCCUGGCUCGCCUCCCUAGCAGCAAAGCAGCUAUCCGAUUGAAAUUGGUUUGCAAGAGCUGGUGUUCUCUUAUCUCUUCUCACUAUUUUAUUACUGUUUUCAAUCACCGCCGCCAUGACCCAAUUCAUCGCUCAUCCUCAUCGCGUGGCUGCUUUAUAUUCGAAUCUGCAUUUGACCGCCGCUGUUUGUCGAUGGUUCGGUGGGGAUACCAUGAUGCCGUAGGCGACUUCCACAGGCCCGAUUUCAGUUUCCUUCCCUGUCCCCAAAUCAGUAUUAGUUUGAUGGGUUCGUGUGGUGAUUUAAUUCUAUGCUCCACCCGGACUUCGCCCUCCUGCCUGUUCCAACCCAUAUUCUAUUACGUCUGUAAUCUGCUAACCAAGCAGUGGGCUGCUCUUCCUCCUGCCCCUGAAUUCCAAUCACAACCCAGAAGAAAUGUCUUAUUUUCCACUGGCUUCCUUUGCGUUCUCGCGCCCUGUUCCCUUUGCAGCAGCAGCAGCAGCCAAUGUGUUGUAGGUCACAAUAAUAAUAAUAAUAAUUUUAUGGUGGUUCGAAUUUGUGGUUAUCCAGUUAAUUCAAUCCAACCACAGUCCAAAUUCACAGUUCAACUCUUCUCGUCUGAGGAAGGUGAAUGGAAAAGUGUUGUGGUUUCAUCACCGCGGGCCGUAAGCUUGUGGGUCCGUUCUUCUGCAACUCUUGUCUCCUAUAAAGGGAUGCUACAUUGGCUGGUUUCUGGCUUUGUUCUUGUGUAUGAUCCUUAUAAUUGUCCUGAAAUUUUUUACCGUGUAAUUGAUACCCCUAAUAUAAUAGCUGGGGCUGUGGAGCAACGCUUCCAAACCAUUGGACUAUUUCAGGAUCAUCUUCGUAUAACACAUGUUUGGUCUUCCUUAUUUUAUGUAUGGGAGUUGGAGGACUACAACAUGGGGAAGUGGAGUUUGGUGCACACGAUUUCCCGUACAGAAAGGCCCCGUCUUGGGCCCCUCCUCAAUGAACCUGAUCAUCUUCCUCAUCUUGAUCCUAUAGUUAAUCUUGAUCCUAAAAUUAGAGACACAGGAUUUGUCUACUCAGAUGGAAGUGCUUUUUAUUGGACCAAUUCUGGGUGGUCGGUUGCUAAUGGGAUUGUCCAUUGGAUUACUCAUCAGUGGUGGCCAACACCAGUACCACCACUAACUGCCUGCACAAUUCAAUAUAAUGAAAACGCUAUUGGGAUUCAUAUCAAAAAGGUGAAAGAAGGAGAUAUAUACUCUCUUUGUCCCAUUUUAUCUAUCCUACCUAGUAUUCAUGGAUGUUUGGAAAAAUCUGAUUUUGUGGAUUAA